This is a messenger RNA of Ostrea edulis (European flat oyster), 8406 nucleotides long. RefSeq names its product E3 SUMO-protein ligase RanBP2-like. Gene Ontology annotation, biological process: intracellular transport. The record is from RefSeq and is a predicted model, not a curated record. The transcript is spliced from 37 exons. Bases 84 to 8018 code for a protein of 2644 amino acids. Gene Ontology annotation, cellular component: nuclear pore; cytoplasm. NCBI's taxonomy places the organism in Eukaryota, Metazoa, Mollusca, Bivalvia, Ostreida, Ostreidae. Gene Ontology annotation, molecular function: GTPase activator activity; protein binding.
GUUUAAUUUUCUUACAACGAAUCUGAUUGGUUAAUGUUUACCGGCAUGGAGUAGUUUCGCGAAAGUUGAAGUGAAAGCGAAAAAUGAUGUCUAUAUCAACACCAAUACGUUCUCGUGGAACAAAUCGUUCUAAAGAGGAUGUUGACCGUUUUGUGGACCGCAUUCAUGAACCCGAGAGAGUUGCCAGAGGAUACCAAAUUAGCCUCUUGUACUAUGAAGUCAAGGAAUAUGACAUAGCAAAAAGAUAUGCUAAAGAAUACAUGGUCAUUAGACCACGGAUUCCCCAGACCCACAAACUUCUGGGACAGAUAGAAGAGGCAUGCCAUCAGCCUGCCCGAGCCAUUGAAGCUUACAAGCGAUCACUGGAAUUGGAUGGCAAACAGAAAGCUUUGAUUAUGAAAAUUUGUGAGCUGUAUAAUCAAGUUACAGAUGAAGACCCCCAAGUUUUAAAAUACUGGUACAAAAAAGGAGAAAGUAUCUAUCCUAACAAUCCGGCCAUUUUCAAACUAAAGGAGAGAGUUGUUGCAGGAGGGGAUGGUGAAGUAAAAGACAUGGCCAAAUUGUACUUGAUGGAAAUUAAUAAGAACACUGAUGAUGUGACACUACACAGUAAGUUGGUGGGCGUUUAUCUUCAGUCGGAGAAGACACUGCGAGAAGCCUUCAAAUAUUGCACAGAGCCAACAAAAUUCAACAAGUUUCUGGGACACCAAGAGUGGUUGGAGGUGGUCCUCAAAGUGUUUGAAGCUUAUGAGAAGAAAGAGCAGGUGUCCACGGAUUCCCGAUUCCAGACCCAGAAACUGAUGGUUAUGAUGGGCCUGCUGUAUUGUUACCUGGCAGGAAAUGACCUCAUGACUUGUGUAUUACUUUUACAUCACCUGGACCAGAGCCUCUUUAAUGCUUCUCUUUUGUCGUCCACCAAACCUGAAUGGCAGGCCUUCCUCAAGGAAUGCCAGGGGCAGUUCUAUUUUCUGUUUGGCUUGAUGUUGUACAAAAGAGCUGAAAAGAGACAGAUUUCUUGGAGGGAUGCCAGUUCUUUUGCUGCCGUGUGUUUCAUGGUCAGCGGUGGUAUCCCUCGUUUGGAGACGAGAAGUUCCUGGUAUAAAAUGAUGAAUCCAGACCAGAAGAAAAUGAUCGAUCGACUCAGGAAGCUGAGCUGUUACCGUCUAAGUCAAGGAGGGUACCUACUGCUACCCCUCACGGAGAGAGGAAACCUGGUCAGAAUGAAGGAGUACCGGGCUCUGCAGACUGCUCAGGCAGUGGACAAUGUCUACCAGCUGAUGUUCACACUCCGGGACAUGAGGAACAAGUCCAGGACGUCUUUCCUUGUGAUGAGGGAUCUAUUUAUAGCAACAACACUAGUGGCUCCCUCUAAGACGUCUUUGGAGACAUAUGACGAAGGCGUGUUCAGUUUACAUGAAGGAAACUUACAGGAGCUGGUGUGGAUUGCUUUGAACCGAUACUCCUCUCAGGAAGUGACCCAGAAAUCUUAUCCGUUGUGUAUAGCAGAUAAAAUUCCAUUCUGUACCCGGGACACAAGUUCUGCAGCCCCAGAAUCACUGUGUCAGCUGGAUAUCAUGGCUUUCUUUCUGGCCGCAGUGAAGUGUGCAGCUUCGGGAUUCGAGGAACGCUGUAAAGUAACACGCUUCGAUCAAUACCAGCCUCGCUUACUCCCAGCAUGCCUCAGUGCAUGGCUGUGUACAGAGGGCCAGAAAGAUUGGUGGGAUGCUGUGUAUAAGUUUUGUCACAAUUUGGCCCGUGACCAGUCCUCAAGAUUAAGGCAGAUCAUACAGAAGGGGCUGGAGACCGUCAGACUGGGGGGCACCCACGGGGUCUCCGUUUCUCUUGUUAUACACCUAGCCAGGACUUUUGAUGAAAGGGUGAAGGAGUUACGGGAGUCCGAGCUGGAACACGGAGAACAAUUACACGACUUGGAGAGACGAGCCGCUCAUUACUGGGAAGAGGCAACCAUGAUGUUAUCUCGAAUGGAAAGGAAGUUGAAUAUUCCCUUGCCACGAGAGAGACUCUUUGUAGAUGACCACCCCAUAACUCUGGAUGAAAAUCAAGUACAGGACUUAAUAGAGCAGUCCAAUUUCUCCCUGGCAACUGUUGCCAUGAGAGAGGGUCGACUGGAGGAGGCCAGAGAACAGUUCCUGAAAUUAAAACUUCCCUGGGCCUCUUACCACCUGUCUCAGAUAUACAAAACGAUGGCUGACGAGAUCCCUCUCUCAAAUGAUGAGUUAACCAAUCAGAAGCUAGCUCUUGUUGAGCAGUCUUUAAAUGCCCUCUAUCAGACAAUGGACAAAAUCCAGGGAGAGAAAAAUCAUGAGCUACAUCGUAGAAUUCCCACAGACAUUGAUGAUUGUGUUUGUGAGCUUGAAAAUCUUCGUCGAUCUUCAUUAGGAAUUUCUGUGGUAGACAGUGUGUCACGGUACGAAGAUGCUAGGGAUGAAGUGUCAGAGUCUGAUGAUGAGGCACCCAGUUACAGCACCCCCAAGGCCAGCCAGGGGACCCAGGAAUACUCCAUAAAGACCGCAUCACCAUUUUCUGACCUCCCAACAAACAGCAGCACACCAUCUGUCAAAGGGAAAACUCCAACCCGUGUCAGCUUUAGCUUCAGUGAGCAGAGAAGUCGACCAGGAGCAAGUCCUGAGAGGUUGGAGGCUAAAAUCUGGGCACUGGAGGCCAAACAACAAACCACUUUAGAACUGUUGAAUGAAAUGAAGGAUCAACUGAAAGAGUUACGAGAGGAACGGGCGCAGUUCCGGGAAUUAGAGAGGAGAAUGAUGGACCACAUCUUGUUAUGCAGCACUAGACCGCAAGCUCCCCAGCCCUACAUGCCUCCCCCUAUACCCCCUCCUCCUAUCCCCCCUCCUCACCCCUACCCUUCACAAGUUCCCUCCCUACCCUCCCAGUUUACCUACACUCCAAACUCAUGGGUGCAGUCCAGCUAUAGUUACACCCAGCCCGUCUCCCCGAUCCCUGGGGGUGGACCCAUGUCAACUCGUCGUCAGUUUGGAAGGGGUGGUCAGCUGAGACCCGACUUUGAGGAGGACCUUUAUCCAUUUGGGGAGGACCUGUAUGAGGAUGAUGGGUCUCAGCCUCUCCCUGCGGUGUGUCCAGAGCAGCAGCUGGUACAAGACUGGCCGUUUGGACACAAGACUGGUGUGGAAGGAAAAUCCACCAUCUCCUACUCUCCACAAACAUCAGCAUCCAACAGAAUGCCUCAGCCUGGCUUCCUGGCCAACAACCUACGGGGACCAGGCAUUCAGUACUACCCCACAGCGCAGGAGCAGAAACCAAUGCCAGGCCCAGGAUUUUUCUCUUCCACUACGCCUGACGCCCCUCCAUCAGCCUCAGUUAUUGCCCAGGCAUUGGCCAGGUCGGCUUCCCCUUCGGUGACCCCAGCACUCUGCUCCCUAGCAGGGCAGCCUACCCCCUCUGUGUCAGUUGGUCUGCCAACUACAGCAGGAACAGUUGGUUCCCCCUUGCCGCUGUUUGGCAGUCUGAUGGCAGCUUCAAAGUCCCCAGACAAAGUCACUGCAGUGGAAACAUGUGGACAGAAAGAGCUGGGGAAAUUCCCCUUUGGUUCCCCAUCUGUGUCUGCGUCAACUGGUGUCCUCCCCUCCCAGAGUAAAGGCACCACAAGUCUGAGUGAUGCCUCAGCAUCCCAAAGUGGUUCUGUACCAAUGAGUUUUACUUUUGGAGCUCAACCCCAAAUGCCAGCUCCUACAGUAUCAGCAGCAGCAUUGGACGGCCUGAGUGGAGGCGCUCCUGGGUUUUCUUUCCAGAAACCAGUGUUUGGGGCUGCAACAGGAACGACAUCGGAAACCACCGUGGCCACCUCACCGUUUGCUUCUUUUACAGGAUUUGGAUCCUCGAACUUGCCAUUGUUCAGUGGACUUGCUUCUCAGACUGAGAAGUCAGCUAGUACUGUAUUUGGGAAAAGCACCACUCCUAUCACUAGUCCUGUAAAAGCGCUGGCAGCCAACACCUCAUCUCACUCCACGCCCUCCCAGUCACCACGGAAACGAAAUGACAGUAUGACAAUGGAGGAAUACGAGCCUAAUGUGGAUUUCAAGCCAGUUAUUGAACUACCUGAGCUAGUAGAAAUCAAAAGCGGGGAGGAAGAGGAGGAGGUGCUGUUCUGUCAACGAGCCAAGCUUUUCCGCUUUGAUGUUGACUCCAAACAGUGGAAAGAGAGAGGGAUUGGUGAAAUGAAGAUUCUAAAGCAUCGGAAUUUCAAAAAGUCGAGGAUCAUGAUGAGGAGAGACCAAGUGCUUAAGCUCUGUGCCAAUCACCAAAUUACCAAGGACAUAAAACUAUCAGUGAUGGCUAGCUCUGACAAGACGUGGUGCUGGGUCGCCAAUGAUUACGCAGAGGAGGAGCUGAAAGUGGAGCAGCUUGCUGUCAGGUUCAAGACAGCUGAUCUGGCAGACAACUUCAAGGAGGUGUUUGAAAAGUGUCAGAGUGAAUCUGAAACUGUUACUCCUCCCACAGGGGAGCAAAAGUCACCAGAAAAGGUGGAGACAAUUAAAACAGAAAUUUCCACACAAGCCGAGAGAGGAGGAGAUGAAAAACAAAUGUCCCUAAAGGAAUUGUUUAAACCAAAGGAGGGAACGUGGACAUGUGGGACGUGUAUGGUUCAGAAUGGAGCAGAAGUUAUUGUCUGUGUGGCGUGCUGCACUGGAAAACCUGGAGUUGACCCAAAACUGGUGAAGGAAGCUGUUAAAAAGAGUGCCCCCAAGGCUCAGCAGCCCAGUUUGGCUGAAAUGUUCAAACCCAAGGCUGGCUCCUGGUCCUGUGAAAGCUGUCUGAUUCAGAAUGUAGCUGAUAAGUUACGAUGUGUGGCUUGUAAUGCAUUAAAGCCAGGGGUUAAAGCAGAAGACGUGAAAGACGAAGGAAAGGGGUCCGGGGGUUCUCUGUUUGGGUCUCAGUCCACAGGCACAGCCAAAUCUGGGUUCACCUUUGGGACUUCUGCGACCAGUAGUGAACAAGCUAAAGGAGGUUUUGUGUUUGGUACCACAACAACAGCAAGUUCUACUGGGUCAUCUGGUGGCUUCGUGUUUGGAUCUCCAGCAACAUCAACUUCUACAAGUUCAUCUGGAGGAGGAUUUGUUUUUGGUGCCUCGACAACAAAGACAUCCACCACAACGUCGUCUGCUUCUGGCUUCACUUUUGGUACGUCUGGAAAGACAACAGCAGCAGACACAACAUCGAAAGGCUUCUCCUUUGGAGUGCCUUCCACACAAACCACAUCGGACAAAUCAGUAUUCUCGUUUGGAACACCUUCAACAAAGCCUGAAGUGACCUCUGCUUCAAGCACUCAGACAGGUUCAUCUGGCUCAGGGUUUCCAUUUGGAACGUCUGCUUCCAAGGCAAUUGGCACCUCAGAAUCAUCAGGCUUUAACUUUGGUGGAAUAGAAAGCACCAGUUUUUCAUUUGGAUGUCAGCCCUCUGUGAAAGAGAAGACAGAAACAGUCUCUGCUGCUGUUGAUAGCCAAGACCCUGAAAGCAAGUCAGGGCUGUCCAAAGCAGCAAUUUCCUUUGGAUCAGCAGGGUCUGCUGGAUUCUCGUCUGGACAUAAGACCUUUGAUUUUGAAUCCAACUCCUCAGAGCAGAAGCCAGAUUCUACCACCACAGAAACCACCAGUCUGUCAAAGUCUGUGGAGACUACCAAGCCUCAAGGCAUGCAAGAGGAGACCAAACUCUCAGGAUUCCAGUUCAGCAAGGAACCAGUGUUUGGAGCUGACAGCGGCAGCAAAUCUGGAUUUCAGUUCAAGUUGGAUUCCUCUGCCACUACUUCAGCAGACAGCAAAGACAAAAGUCCAUUUAAGUUCACCUUCUCUCCUGCAAAGUCUAAAACCACUGUGCCUGGAUCUCCUGAAGUGGACAGGGAUGGAAUGUACGUUAACAAAGAUGGGGAAGAUGACCACAUCUAUUUUGAACCAGUGAUAACGCUCCCAGAAAAGGUAGAGGUGGUUACAGGAGAGGAAGACGAGAAAGUUUUGUUUGAGCACCGGGCUAAAUUGUUCCGCUUCAAAAACAAGGAAUGGAAGGAGAGGGGUCUGGGAGACAUCAAGAUUCUUGAAAACAAUCGGACAAAGAAAAUCAGAGUUCUGAUGAGGCGGGAACAGAUUCUGAAGAUUUGCUGCAAUCAUUACAUCACCCCAGAGCUCGACUUAAAACCCAUGCCAAACUCUGAUGGAAAAGCAUUGACAUGGUAUGCAUUGGACUCUUCUGAUGAUGAAGCAAAAUUCGAACAAUUUUCAGUCCGAUUUAAAACGCCAGAAAUUGCCAGUAAGUUUAAAGAAGCUUUUGAAUCUGCUAAACAGAGGUUGUCUGGACAGACUUUAACAGACCGAACUCCAAGUUCUCCAGCGAGUUCGAUGACUUCACCUCGACUCCCAAACACGCUGCAAACGUUGCUGAGUGAGGACGAUGAUGUAGUUCUUGUGAUGGAAGAGAAGGCCACCCCAGCACAGGUAGAAAAGGCCAGGGAGUUUCUGUUACCCGAUCACUUCUACCUGUAUGAAAAUGCUCCACCCUGUCCAGGGUGUAUUGGCUGUGAGGAUUAUAAAGAAGGAACUAAGAUAUCACUGAAAACAAAGACCCCAUCACCAAAGAAAAAACAAGAUGAGGUGACAAGCUCUUCAUCUUUGGAAGGGAAAUUAAGUACCUCAGCUACUGCCUCAGGAGGAGUAUUUGGUGCCUCAGCUACUGCCUCAGGUGGGCUGUUCCCCGCUCUUGCUGCAGGAGGUGGAGAUUCUGUAGAAACCACAGGGAUGUUUGCUCAACCACUUGCUGCCACAGGGAGCAUCUUUGGAGGUGGAGGAGGAUCCAACUUCUCCUUUUCUGGCUUGGCUGCUAACUCUGAUUCUCAAUCCACUGCUUUUAAGAAAGAUGAUACUAAGCCAUUCAGUUGGUCGGGGGCAGGGAAGAAGCUCUUCACCCAUGAGGAUGGAGGAGAGGAGGUGGAUGAGGUGACCCAGGGGGAGGAUCCACAUUUUGAGCCGGUGGUUCCCCUGCCAGAUCUAAUAGAGGUCAAAACAGGUGAAGAAGACUAUGAGAAAUUGUUCAGUAAUCGAGCAAAGCUGUUCCGUUAUGACAAGGACACCAAGCAAUGGAAGGAGAAGGGGAUUGGAGAAAUGCGAAUACUGCGACACAAAAGCACUGGACAGUACAGGUUGUUGCUACGGAGAGAACAAGUACUAAAGCUAGCUUGCAAUCAGUGGUUGACCCCUGACCUCAAAUUCCAACCAUUACAGACCUCGGAGACUGCCUGGUGUUGGGUAGGUCAGGAUUUCAGUGAGAAUGAAGCAAAGUUGGAGCAGUUUGCAGUGAAGUUUAAGAAUAUUGAUUUAUCGAAAGAAUUCAAGUCCAAGAUUGAUGAAUGCCAAAAGAAUAUGAUUGAGAACCCGCCAAAAGUCUCAAUGGAGAAUCCGUCUCAAGUCCUGCCACAGAGUCAACAGAGCCCCCCUCCAGUCUUGACACAGAAUCCACAGUCUGACACAGCAUCACAAGCAAGACCAGAAAAGAAAGAUUCCGAAGAAGAAGAGGAGGAGGAGGAAGAAGAAAAUGAUGAUGAGUAUGAUGAUGUUGAAGAAAUCUUGCUAGAGAAAAGAGUGACAUUUCAUGUUCUGGAGAACCAAAACUGGAAGAACUGUGGGACGGGUGUUUUGAGAGUUAUUUAUGAUGAUGAUGUCAAUGCAAACAAAGUGACCUUCACCACAGACAAAAAGGAAGAUCUUUGUAACCAUCUCAUUGCCAUGGAGUCCAACAUCAUCCUUGAGAAGGGUCACCGUUUCUGUGAGUGGCACCCUAUCGAUUUUGCCACUGAUGAACCUGUUAGACAGGGUUUCCGUGCAACGUUCAGCUCGGUGGCUGCUGCAGAGGAAUUUCUUACGAGUUUUCAACAGGGGAGAACUCUAGCUCGCGACUCCGAGAUAUCGGAGAGAGAUAUGAUGCCACGAGAAUUGUUGGUGCCCGAGGUUCAUGGACAGGGGGCAAACGAUGACUGAACCUGGGGAAUCCUUAGGUUCGGAAGGACUCUACAUUUCCUGUUCAUUUAGAGUUUUUGUUACAUUGAAAAUGUCCGAUAUUUCCAUUAGUCACACACAUGUAUUUUACACAACAGUAAAAUCAAGUGUUGUGCGUACAAAUUACUGUGAAUUAUUGUCUCCAUUUCCAGAGAAUUUAAUUGACAGCAAAAUAGAAGUGUUGGUGUACUAGAGUUUGAUUUUACUGACAAUUUUAAGUAAUGUACAUGUUAAAUUGCACGACUUGUUCCGAUCUCUUACUUCUAUCCAAACUUCUUUCUUUGGACUUCAUUCUCCUGUCAUCUUUGAUAUGCAUCAUGUUUGUAAUAUUGUAUACUUGUAAAUGUUGAAAUAAAUUGAUAAACCUGAA